AUGCUGUCGCUACUGCUGCCAGCGCUCGCUUCCGUGAAUGUGAACCUCGCCAUUCUCACCUAUCAGUCGGACGCGCGCUUCACGUCGGCCGAAACUUGCGUCGCCGAGUGGGUCAACGGCACGUGCUGGCUUGCAGAGCCGAUGCAGGCGGUCGUCGCGGCCGCCUUGACGGCAGUGACGGACUUCAACGCGCGAGACGCUGUUGCGCUGCCCGUGCUUGGGUCCUUGGGAGCGUGCGACAAGCAGCUCCAGUUUCGGCUGCUCGACAGCGGCGGCACAGCUGCCAAGUCGGUCCGAGCGCUGGGAGACUUGUCUGGCACAGACGUGGUCAUCGGAGCCGUUCGUAGCACUGUCACCGCCACCACUGCGGCCAUCACCGGUGCGCUCGACAUCCCGCAGAUCUCGUACUGGUCAACCUCUACCGAUCUGCGCGACCCUAUUCUUUUUCCGCGCUUCAUGAGGACCAUCCCCUCGAGCCUAGCUCCCGCGUCAGACCUCUGCUCCUUUUGGAAGGACGAGCUUGGGCUCUCGACUGUGGCGGUGCUCUACAUGCAGACCACGUACGGGCGCGCCUACGAGGAGGCAGCGAAGGACGCGUGUCUUGGCCUCGGGCUAACGUUUCUGUCCAGAGAUAUCCCUGACUUCUUUGAGGGCUCAAGCAGCCAGCAAUCGAUUCGUUCCGCUGUCGCCAGCCUGAGCGAGAGCGGAGCCAAGGCAGUGCUAGUCCUUGCUUCCAAACCAGUGCUCGAAUUUAUCGUAGAAGUUGCGCUCGACACCGGCCUGCUCCGAGCUGGCGUCUCCUGGGUCUUCGCUGACAGCGUCGUGCCGGAGCAAUUGGACGAUUUGAGCGAGAAGGCGCGGGCCGCGCUGAACGGCAGCCUGAGUAUCAAGGCGGUCGGUGCGACCGACGGCAACCUGCAGUGGACCAAGUUCGCAAACGAGCGCUGGGCGACGCUUGAGCCCGGAGACUUCAACCCGUCCUUGCCUGCCGACUGGCAGAUCCGCGGCGACUUCUUCAGCACCGUCGAUCCACACACGAGUACAGUGCUACGCAAUGGCGGUGCGUUUGCUUACGAUGCUAUCAUAGCGGCAGGGCUGCUGGCGUGCGAGGUGGCCCCGAUGGGCAAAGUGCCAGCCUCAUUUGGCACGCAGUUCUGGGCGUCCAAGAAGAGUCUGUCUUUUGAUGGCCUUACUGGGCGCGUGCAGUUCGACGAGAAGGGCGACAGGGGCAAUGCGAACGUUCUCCUGUUCAACCUGCGCGACCAAGGCGGCUUCUCCGAGAAACGCGUAGCGCAGUUCAACAACGGCACGUGCACUUGGGACGGCGGAUCGCGCGAGAGCAGCGGCGUUAUCUUCAACCUCGGAAACAACGGUCUCCCCCCCUAUCUCUUGGUAAUCAUCGGCGUCCUGGCGUCCGUCGGCCUGAUGCUGUGCUUGUGCUGCCUACCCGUCGGCCGGCUUGUACCGCCGCUAUCGCGCAUCGCCGCGUCCCACGGAACGAACCCGUGGACGCUGCUCCGCAGGCGCAUCUCACGGGCCAACAAGGAGCCGGCCGAGGGACCUCCCGACAUCGAGCGGCGCCCGUUUGUCGAGCAGCGCCUGUGGGCCUCGGUGCUGGAGCAGAGGCUGUGGGGGACGGCCGCGCGCGAGGCUGCGCAGCUUCGCGCAUACCUCCACGUGACGCGGAACACGACGCCCUUCAUCGAGGCGUGUGUCGAGAAGCUGCUCUCGAGGGGCGGGACCGCAGCUUGCACUCAGCGCAGCUGCAAUGACGACGGCUGCGAGGCUUCUCCAGACCUCGAGGCGCCGAGACUCCUGCGGACGAUCUCCGCGCCCCUCGUUGAGCAGUCCCGCGCGACGCUGAAGAUGAGGGACCUGCUUCGCUUCUGCCUCAACGAGCAGGGCGCCGGAGGGCGCCAGCUGUGGGAGGAGUGGAAGAUCGCUCUCUGUGAUCUCCGGUCAAAGGAGAGGCACCGCGACGCGUCAGUCCACCGCGACUCUGCCUCGAGGCAAGCGCUGAGGAGCUUGCUCGAUCCUCGCGCGAGGGGGUCGUCCGAGGCAGAGCCCAUCUCGGUGCACGAGUCUGAGCCCAUCUCGGUGCACGAGUUCGCCUCCCUCCUGCUCUCGCCGUGCAACAGCGCCAUCGAGCAGAGGAGCGCGACGGAGGACGCGACCGAGCCGCUCACCAGCUACUGGAUCGCCUCGUCGCACAACAGCUUCCUCGAGGGCGACCAGCUCACCUCCGCCGUGUCUGCCGACAUGUACCGCCGCCUCCUGCUCUCGGGGACUCGCUGCCUCGAGAUCGACUGCUGGGACCCCACCACCUUUGGGCGGUGGUGUGGCCAGGGCCCGCGCGUCACUCACCGCAUGCCGGGCGGGGUCUCUCUCCUCUGCGGAAGCGUAGCCUUCGGCGAGGUGGUCGCUGCGAUCGCCGAGCACGCCUUCACCUCUAGCCCUCUGCCCGUUAUCCUGAGCAUUGAGAUGCACUGCUCGGCGAAGCAGCAGAAGAAGAUCGCCAAGGAGCUCGUGAAUACCCUCGGCGACCUGCUCUCCCGCAGCGAGCACGCCGCGAGCACGCCCCUCCGCGAUCUGCACCGGAAGGCGUCAAGAUGCGGCUAA
Molecule: messenger RNA, 2619 nt
Organism: Emiliania huxleyi CCMP1516
Lineage: Eukaryota; Haptophyta; Isochrysidales; Noelaerhabdaceae
Exons: 3
Coding region: 1-2619 (872 amino acids)
Biological process (GO): lipid metabolic process; phosphatidylinositol-mediated signaling
Molecular function (GO): phosphatidylinositol-4,5-bisphosphate phospholipase C activity
Source: RefSeq, a predicted model, not a curated record